Messenger RNA from Melospiza melodia melodia, 1729 nucleotides. RefSeq names its product serine/threonine-protein phosphatase 4 catalytic subunit-like. Lineage: Eukaryota; Metazoa; Chordata; Aves; Passeriformes; Passerellidae. The transcript is spliced from 10 exons. The record is from RefSeq and is a predicted model, not a curated record. Gene Ontology annotation, cellular component: nucleus; cytoplasm. The coding region runs from base 50 to 976 and encodes 308 amino acids. Gene Ontology annotation, biological process: double-strand break repair via homologous recombination. Gene Ontology annotation, molecular function: protein serine/threonine phosphatase activity.
GGGCGUGGCCGGAAGUGACGCCAGCGGCGGCAGCGGCGCUAAUUAAGCCAUGGGGGAGCUGAGCGACCUGGACCGGCAGAUCGAGCAGCUGCGGCGCUGCGAGCUCAUCAAGGAGAGCGAGGUCAAGGCCCUCUGCGCCAAGGCCCGGGAGAUCCUGGUGGAGGAGAGCAACGUGCAGCGCGUCGACUCCCCGGUCACCGUGUGCGGGGACAUCCACGGGCAGUUCUACGACCUCAAGGAGCUCUUCCGGGUCAGUGGGCGGGAUGUCCCGGAGACCAAUUACCUGUUCAUGGGCGACUUCGUCGACCGCGGCUUCUACAGCGUGGAGACCUUCCUGCUGCUGCUGGCGCUCAAGGUGCGGUACCCGGACCGGAUCACGCUGAUCAGGGGCAAUCACGAGUCGCGUCAGAUCACGCAGGUUUACGGCUUCUACGACGAGUGCCUGCGCAAGUACGGCUCGGUCACCGUGUGGCGCUACUGCACCGAGAUCUUCGACUACCUGAGCCUGUCGGCCAUCAUCGACGGCAAGAUUUUCUGCGUGCACGGGGGCCUCUCGCCGUCCAUCCAGACCCUGGACCAGAUCCGCACCAUCGACCGCAAGCAGGAGGUGCCGCACGACGGCCCCAUGUGCGACCUGCUCUGGUCCGACCCCGAAGACACCACGGGCUGGGGCGUGUCGCCGCGCGGCGCCGGUUACCUGUUCGGCUCCGACGUGGUGGCGCAGUUCAACGCCGCCAACGAGGUCUCCAUGAUCUGCCGCGCCCACCAGCUCGUCAUGGAGGGCUACAAGUGGCACUUUGGCGAGACCGUGCUCACCGUCUGGUCCGCGCCCAAUUACUGCUACCGGUGCGGUAACGUGGCGGCCAUCUUGGAGCUGGACGAGCACCUGCAGAAGGAGUUCAUCAUCUUCGAGGCGGCGCCGCAGGAGACGCGCGGCAUCCCCGCCAAGAAACCCGUGGCCGACUACUUCCUGUGACGCACCUGGGCACACCUGGGGGCACCUGGGCACACCUGGGCACACCUGGGCACACCUGGGUAUGGCUAGGGUACACCUGGGUAUGGCUAGGGCACACCUGGGCACACCUGGGGUUAUCUAGGGCACACCUUGGCACACCUGGGUAUGGCUAGGGUACACCUGGGGGCACCUGGGGGCAUCUCGGGUACACCUGGGAUACACCUGGGGGCACUUGGGAUAUUCCUGGAAACAUCUGGGCACACCUGGCGGUACCUGGGCACACCUGGGGGCAUCUCAGAUAGACCUGGGUAUGGCUAGGGCACACCUGGGGGCACCUGGGGGCAUCUCAGAUACGCCUGGGGGUACCUGGGGUACACCUGGGGGCACCUGGGCACACCUGGGGGCAUCUCAGAUACACCUGGGGGAACCUGGGCACACCUGGGUAUGGCCAGGGUACACCCGGGAACACCUGGGGGUACCUAAGAUACACCUGGGCACACCUGGGGGCACACCUGGGCACACCUGGGAUAUAGCUGGGUGUACCUCAGGUAGACCUGGGCACACCUGGGGGCACCUGGGAUAGACCCGGAGGUGCCUGAGACACACCUGGGUAUGGCUGGGGUACACCUGGGGGCACCUGGGCACACCUGGGUAUGGCUGGGGUACACCUGGGGGCACCUGGGCAAACCUGGGCACACCUGAGAUACACCUGGGCACACCUAGGUAUGGCUGGGGUACACCUGGGCAAACCUGGGCACACCUGAGAUACACCUG